CGUCUUUUCUUUUCUCACUCGGGACGCGUAAAGCGGAGUGCGAGCUGGAGCGGAGCGGAGCAGCACCAACCCGCAGACUUCUGCAGAGGAGGGACCAUCCAGCGGGAGGAAGAGGAGGAAGAGGAGGAAGAGGAGGAAGAGGAGCUCCGCCGCGGUGGAUGUAGCUGUUUGCGCCUGUUUUGUUUUUUUUUUUUGUUGCGUUUUUUGCGGGGAAUGUGCGGCUCCUCCUCUGCGGCUCUCCAACUUUGUGAAUCUGUGCUCUCAUGGUGAGAGGCGGACGCAGAGGAUGGGAGUAACCUGGUCCUCCAAAUGCCUCACACUCCUGCUGGCUCUUCACAUCGUUCCUGUGUUGCAGACGGUGCUGGUCGGUGCCGGUGAAUGUGACUCGGUGUUUAAAGGUUUCUCAAACUGUCUGAUUCGGUUGGGGGACGAAAUGGCCAACUACCCCCAGGACCUGGACGACAGAGAGAGCCUGAACAAGAUCUGCACUUACUGGGAUAACUUCCAUUCCUGUGCCACGACGGCGCUGGCCGACUGCCAGGAGGGGGCGACGGACCUCUGGGAGAAACUGAAAAAGGAGUCCCGCAACCUGAAUUUCCGUGGGAGUUUGUUUGAACUGUGUGGCGGCGGAAACGGCGCGCCCAGAUCCGCCAGGGGCCUCGGCUUGCUGCUCACCGCCCUGCCCACCGUACUGACUUGGCUGGCGUUUUAACAGGAAGGAGAAGCUAAAGAAAUAAAACACAAGAAAAUACGUCCAACUGAUAAAAAAAAUAGUUAAGAAGCAGAGUGAAAGCUACGCCUCCAUACUGAAAAACACGACAGAGUUUGCAUUCAUCAGAAGAAAACAGCAGAAUUGGAUCUUUGGUGGAACUACGGCAGCCUGGUUGGCCUGCGGGAGAGCUCGUCCAAUCACACGCCACCUCGCCCAGAGGUCAAUAACAUGAAAUAUUCAACACGCCAUUGACCUGAAAUGAAGACAAUGAUGAAAUUUUGAUGGAUACUCGCCAACUUACAAUUGUGGAAUUACAUAGUAUUAAAGUCAGCCAUGCAUUAUUGAUGUUGAGUCGGCCGAGCCGGCCGGGCGCUGACACGCCAUCAGGACGGAUAGGAGGGCUGCCAUUUAGCCGGAGGUACUAAUUCAUGUGUAAUGCAAGACCAAGUGUAACUCCACUAAAUCAAUAAGACAAGCCGAGGCAUCGAGCCGCUCCAGAGCCGUCGCCUCGGUUCCACCGCGGACUGCUUCUCAUUUUUAACGGCAGCAGGUUGACACGGGAUGCUAGCCAGUUAGCCCGGUGUUAGCUAUGCUAGCGGUUACCGCGCAGAGGCUGCGGUCACACCAGCUGUCAGAACAGGUCACGGCUACAUAAUUACAGGCAGCAGUGGGGACAGUAUUCACCUUUGACCUGAGCAGCAUUCCAUUAUUAGACCAACACUUUACUGAAUUUACGUUAAAAUAAACAUGUUGCAUUUGGUAAAACCACUUUAUGAUGCCAGUUCAGUAAAACUCAUUCUGGGGGUUCUGGUGUGACCACGGCCGCUUGGCAUAAGGUUUGGAGACAUAACAGAUCAGCUAAGAAAGUCCCAGCAUUUCAGGAAAUGGGCAUAAGACUUUAAAAUGAUCAUAUUCACAUAAUUUAUGAUGAGAAAACUGAAGGUAAAGUUAAUUUUGUAUAAGAUCAACUCAGCUAGCCAGAGCUAAAUGUUGCUAAAGUUUGUCUGGAGUAAGUAAUGGUUAGCUUGAGUAGCAUUUGUUUUAUUAAACUUUAUUGUAGCUACGAUGCAAUUUAUCAACAAUCUGACAUUAAAGCAGAUUCAGAGAAAACAUUUCACAUUUUGAGACAAAUGUACUAGCAUCUAAACCUGAUGCUGUCAUUUUAUCGUGAAAGUUUGGUUCACAACUUAGCAAACAUUAGCUUAAAUAUUAAAUCACAAAGUAAACCUGAAAAGGCCACGUUAGCUAAGGCUUUAGAUCAUCAGUUCAAACGGCUCACUAGUUUACUGAACUGAUGAGACCUGAGGAACAACUAGUUUAUCUUAGGCUAACAACAGUUAGCAGCUAAAUCAGGUAGCAUACAUUCAGAGAAGCAUAGGGAAUUUUAGUUCAAUCAGAUAAUAUAUCAACCAAAUUAUAGCUGGGUUAGCUAACUUCUGAUUAAAGAAAAAAAAUACCCAUGUGUUUUCUGGUUGGCUAACAGCUAGUUAGCAGCUAAAUCAGGUGUAUUUUGAUCAGCUAAGUAUAUCAGACUACCUACAUCCAGAUGAUUCAGAUUAAAGAUUUGUCUAGAUUAGCCUGGAUUAAAUAACAUUCUGAACUACAUAUAAACCAAACUGGAAUAUUUGGUCAUGUUAACCUAAAUUUAAAAUAAGAUGGUUUGCUUAAAAUUUGAUCAAACGGAUAAAUUAAACUUUUAGGUUUUGUGAGGUUAGCUAACAGUUUCACUUAGCAUCUACAUCAAAUGAGUUUAGAUUUGUCAAAAAUAUGUGGGACAAACUAAAUCUAUGUUUCCAGGUUGGAUUAAACUUAGUCCUGAUAAGGCUGGAUUGAUAAGUAUUUAUGAUAUUGAUCUAUAAUACACAAUAGAUUUAUAUUUACGCUAGCCACAGAGACUCCUGCUAACAACUAUCCUGUUAGCUAACUUGUGUACAUUAACAUUUAACUCGUCUACUUUAUUAAUUUUUAUUGUCCCUUUUAAAUGAACAAACAUGAAAUAUUUGUAAUAUUUUGGAAACCAAACUGUUAAAUUGGGUCAAGGUAACUGAAAGUUUGGAUUAGCAUGAAAUUGUAUUGUAGCCUAUUAGCUAACAGUUUAAUGUUAGCAUUAAAUCAGAUAUGAAACGAUAUGGGAGAGAUUAGGUUUUAAUUAACAUCUUAGCUAAUUUAUGUUGUGUCAUUUCAAAUCAUAUAUUCAAAUUAUUUAAGUUAUUAAAUAAGCUAACAUUUUGAUUUUGUAUUAAUUUAGGGGAGAGUUACAUCAGAUUAAUUAGCAUCUCAUCAUUUUCAACAUUGUUUUUUUACCCUUAGCUUCAGUUUUUUUGCAGUUUCAGCAAACAAGCAAUAAGAUAAUUUUCCCAACUCAAUAAAAAUCAAACUUUGGGAAAUUUUGAGGCUUCCAUGUUUAGACAUUGUGCUCAUUUCCUGAAAUCCCAUCAGAUCCAAACUGAACAAAAACAGAGAAACCUGAUUUGAACGUGGAGGUUUGGUUUUAUUUUGUGUUUAUUUCCUGUCUGUUGAAACAUCAGGAGCAGCAAUACGAAGAGAGACGUUCCGGCCAGCGUAGCUAAAAAUAUGAAUAAUAAACAAACCGUGGCUGAAGAGAGAUAUGACUGUUGCCAUUUAGCUUCAUCCCGUUUUCAUCCAGUGAUUUUAGUAGAUUAUCAGCGGUGACAUAUUUUAGGUCUGUGUUAGAAUAAAGAGGAAAGUCCAACAGUAAAGUAGCAUCAUGAAAUACAGACAUUAUAAAUAUUAGGAGUUUAUUUCUGAGACAGAAACAUUUCCACUGCCUUCUAACUAAACAAUGUGAACUUCUGUUUGUUUGUUUGUUUGUUGCUUGGCUGGUUUGUCUCUUUGUUUGUUUAUGAGGAAGUUACAUAAAAAACGUUUAAAAAGAUUGAUUUAUAUCAAAAAUCAUAUAUGAAGAGAAAAUGUAAAGGAAAAGGAUUUUUGAGAAAAAAAAUGAAAAUAUUUAUUAUUAGAGGUAGUCUAUCCCAAACAGGUUUAACAGCAGAUUGAUUAUUUACAGAUUAUAUAGACCUAAAGAAAGAUAAAAUAAACAACUGAGAAAAUGAUGAAGAAUAACAAAUAAAAGUCAUAAUGUUUGAAAAAACCCUGUGUGUGACUUUAAUUUGGACUGGAGGAGAAGAAAGACUGAUUUAAUAUUAAUGAGGGGAAAUCCCAGAGGAUGAGGCUCAUAUGACCGAGGAAGAGGAAGGUGAUGAAGGCUGCUGAGGUUCUGAUGUCUGGUGGAACUGUUGAAGCUUUUUGGCUUAAAUUUAUUCGAGAAUUUGAACCAAAAUCUGUA
Messenger RNA from Poecilia latipinna (sailfin molly), 4019 nucleotides. It is a transcript of the gene nrn1a, whose product is annotated as neuritin 1a. The record is from RefSeq and is a predicted model, not a curated record. NCBI's taxonomy places the organism in Eukaryota, Metazoa, Chordata, Actinopteri, Cyprinodontiformes, Poeciliidae. Gene Ontology annotation, cellular component: plasma membrane. Bases 287 to 712 code for a protein of 141 amino acids. The transcript has 3 exons. Gene Ontology annotation, biological process: neuron projection extension; nervous system development.